CACUUUCUAGGUCUGCAUAUCUAUUUAUAAAAUAUCCACAUUCAAAACUUAGUGGAAACGGUGGAAACUGAAUUUGUGCACCGAUGCGCAAUACGCCAAGGAAGCGUGGUCCUGAACAAACGCAUCAGUUACGAAUCUAAAGCCUCUUCACUAUGUUCGAUUGGAGUUCACUUCCAAUCGGGCCACUGGAAACCAUUUUCCGAUUGUUGAGCCACCGAGAUCGGCUAACCUGUACGCUCGUUUGUCACCGAUGGAACGAGGUGUUUUUCUCCUGUCACUGGUCCAGAAAGUUGUGUUCACGAUCAAAGACUACUGCGGUGACGAGAAGCAAACCCGAUCCGUUGUUGGUCACAGUAAGCGAAACUAUCGUAAUUGGUUCAUCGAAUUAAUCGAUGGUGAUUUGAGGGCGACUUUUGCCGAGUGCCUGGAAGCUGCGACUCGAUGUACGGUGGAAUCAUUAACUUUGAAUAGCUUUUUGGUGCCACUUGUUGAAUGUUUGCCCGUGAAUGCUGCCACUCUGUUUGGAUCUCUAACAGAGCUUAAUUUGAGAAUUCUAUUGAGCUUCGAAGAUAAAUUUGAUUGUUCGACUGCGCAGAGGUGGGUUUUCGAACAGUUGAAGGUUUUAAAUUAUGUUCAAUGUUAUUACGGCUAUAAACCAAGUCCGGUGGCAUUUGUUUUCGAGACACCUAAUCUAGUAUCGGCUUCACUAACAACAGAAAUACGGGUGGAGCUUCGUCCGCGUGCUUUGUAUCGCAUGUAUCCGUUGUUGGAGCUGAAAGACGGUGCCAAAUUAGAGCGGCUCGAAGUAGACCUUGAAGGACGACUGUGGGGAAGUUUCUUCGCCCAAGAACGCACCGCUUUGAAGCAUUCGGUGGUUCGACGUUAGAGAGAUGAAGCUGAGCAACCGGAUUGGGAUUUGUUGCUCGGAAAUAUGCCAAA
This is a messenger RNA of Wyeomyia smithii (pitcher-plant mosquito), 939 nucleotides long. RefSeq lists its product as uncharacterized. The transcript is spliced from 2 exons. The record is from RefSeq and is a predicted model, not a curated record. Bases 251 to 886 code for a protein of 211 amino acids. NCBI's taxonomy places the organism in Eukaryota, Metazoa, Arthropoda, Insecta, Diptera, Culicidae.